Molecule: messenger RNA, 1934 nt
Organism: Pungitius pungitius (ninespine stickleback)
Lineage: Eukaryota; Metazoa; Chordata; Actinopteri; Perciformes; Gasterosteidae
Gene: clic4
Product: chloride intracellular channel 4
Exons: 6
Coding region: 355-1113 (252 amino acids)
Source: RefSeq, a predicted model, not a curated record
UGUGUGUCUGCGCGUGCUUGCGGGCGCGCGCCUCGGAUGACAUCACUGCCUUAAAUAUUCCCGUUGCUUCUUCCCCGGCCGUCCUUUCAUCAUCUCUCCCCCCCCCCUCUGCCAGCGUGACGAGCGCUGUUUCCACGCGAUGUGCGCGUAGCUCGGCUCGGUUUAAGUUUCCACGAACCGAAACACACAACGCGGCCCAUUGAUUCACACUUGUGGGCUUCCACGAGGCGGAGAAGAGGACCGAGCUGCUAACGUUAACCUCGGGCGUGGUAGCGGGAGAAGAAGAAGAAAGAAGGAAAAAAAAAAAACCCUUCAUCUUUGUUCGCGUAAAGAAGAGGAAAAGUCCGAGCCAACAUGUCGCUGUCGGUGCCGCAGAACGGAGUGAAGGCGGACAACGAGCCCGUUAUCGAGCUGUUCGUCAAGGCGGGGAGCGAUGGAGAGAGCAUCGGGAACUGCCCCUUCUCCCAGAGACUUUUUAUGAUCCUUUGGCUUAAAGGAGUCGUUUUCAACGUCACCACCGUGGACCUCAAGAGGAAGCCGGCCGACCUCCAGAACCUGGCCCCCGGCACGCACCCCCCCUUCAUCACCUUCAACGGCGAGGUCAAAACCGACGUCAACAAGAUCGAGGAGUUCCUCGAGGAUGUCCUCUGCCCACCCAAGUACAUCAAGCUUGGUGUGAGACACCCCGAGUCGAACACAGCUGGUAUGGACAUCUUCGCCAAGUUCUCGGCGUUCAUUAAGAACUCAAAACCAGAUGGGAAUGAGGCUCUGGAGCGCGGCCUCCUGAAGACGCUGCAGAAGCUGGACGAGUAUCUCCGCUCGCCGCUGCCCGACGAGAUCGACCACAACAGCAUCGAGGACGUCAAGUUCUCCGACCGCAGGUUCUUGGACGGUGAUGAAAUGACCCUGGCCGACUGCAACCUGCUGCCAAAGCUGCACAUCGUCAAGGUGGUGGCCAAGAAGUACAGAGGCUUCGACAUCCCCAAAGAGAUGAGCGCCAUCUGGAAGUACCUGAACAUCGCCUACACGCGCGAGGAGUUCACCAACACCUGCCCCAGUGACAAGGAGAUCGAGAUCGCGUACGGAGACGUGGCCAAGAGGCUGGUCAAAUAAGUUCCUCCCCCCUUACACACCCCCCCCCCCCCCACCACCCUCUCUCCAAACUUCCCUGUCCACAGCACCGGGACUGAUGUGCUCUUUCACGAGUAAUAAAAGAAGAAAACUCUGGACUUGGUUUCCUUCUCUCAUCAUCUAGAGUAGACCCCCAAAUGCAUGAAGCCGACUUUUUCUUUUUUUUAAAUAUAUAUAUACACAAAGGGCUCCAUUUUUAGUUGAUUCAACAAAAUGAGCCACCGGUGUUCCACCUUUUUCUAUUCAUCAUUUAACUGCUUUUACUUUUUUUGUGUUUUUCCGAUGGAUGUUGUGAGGCGAAGAAGAAGAAGAAGAAGCAGCAGACCUGUUGUUCCAAAGUUAGCCGUCAAACACACUCCCUGAUAAGUGACCUUCACGUUGACCUUUCUCUUUCCCUGUUCUCCGUCUAAUAGUGACCAGUUGUUUUCUAGCGUUGCUUUAAAGGCAAAACCGAGCUUUGGGCGCAUCAAGAGGCGUCGUAAACAGUGUUCGAGCUUCCGUGUAUUUAGUUUUAAGCCGAAGCGAAUCCGAAUGUGUAAAAACGAUUGUAGCCGCAGGUAAAGCCACCUCCCGGACUUCCUCGCUGUCUGAAUUCAGCAGAAGUCUCGUAGCUCGGUGGACUCGAUCGGGACGAAUCUGAGAUCUCUGACCGUGUAGCUCGUAGAUUCGGUCGGUUGUGUAGCUGUCGCCACACCAGAGCUCAGGCCGGCUCAUUCGUUCUCUCCUUAGAGCAAGAAGGAAAGUCUUUUUGGUGGAGCUGACUGUAGCGGGAGUUUACACGUGGCAGCCUGACCACCCCCCCC